AUGGAGGAAUUUAUAGAAGUAAAUGAAAUAUCCGAUUUCGUUUCUUAUAUACGUAGUAUUGAAUGGCGUGAUCCAUGGCUCAUUGCUCUCCUGUCUUUUCAUGUACUGGUCACAUUUACCUGCUUUUCAACAAGAAAUUACGGGAACUUUCAAGUUAUUCUCUUCAUAAUACUGUUGCUUUUGGUGUAUUUUUCGGAGAGUAUAAAUGAAGUGGCAGCCAGAAAUUGGACGUUAUUCUCGCGGCAGCAGUACUUCGACAGCAAAGGUCUCUUCAUAUCAGUUGUGUUCUGCAUUCCGAUCUUGCUCAAUUGUAUGAUAAUGGUGGGUUCUUGGCUCUAUCAAUCGACGCAGAUGAUGUCCAACUUAAAGAAAGCACAGUUACGGCAGCGUCUCAAAGAGCUAAAUAUGCACAGAGAACAGCAACAACGCCUGAUGAUGUCAGAGUAA
Messenger RNA from Parnassius mnemosyne (clouded apollo), 447 nucleotides. The record is from the annotation of a GenBank genome assembly. Lineage: Eukaryota; Metazoa; Arthropoda; Insecta; Lepidoptera; Papilionidae.